AUAGACUCACCGAAUGUAAUGGAGCCAAUCCCAUUCCCUACCCCUAUAAACACCAUUACAAAACAAAGAGCUUAUCUUCAUCAUGAAUGAAACUUCUACCCACUUUUGUAGUGACUAUAACAUUAACCAAAAUUUGACACUAAACCAAACCCAAUCAAUCUCAUAUCCACUCUCACUCACCCAUUGCAAAAUUGCAUGUGUUUGGAUCUAAACUUUAACCACACUUAACUCUUUCUAAUACUCAUUCUAUACAAUCACACCACUCUCUCUCUCUCUCUCCAACCACACAUAACUCUUCCCCUUUCUCUUUAAUAGACAUUCUAUUGUAUCACACUCUAAUCUCUCCCUCUCAAAUGUUUAAUUUAUUUUUAUCUUUCUCAUUCACACAAUUUCACAAACACAUGGUAAUCACAAUCUAGCUCAAUUUCAAAACCAUCAAAACCCAAAUACCCACAAAGAAAAAUCAACAACCCAUUUCACCAAAUCCAAUCUUCUCUUCAUCAUUAUAACAAAAAUCAAAAUUUUCAAUGGCCCUCGAAACUUUACUCAUAAGAGUAAAAACUGCGUUUUCAAACCCAAACAAAACGACACCGUCGUUUAAAACAAACCCAAAACGCAUCGCCGUUUUAGCAUUCGAAGUCGCCGGAGUUAUGUCGAAGCUUCUCCAUCUCUGGCAAUCACUUUCCGACGCAAAUAUCGUUCGUCUCCAAAACGACAUCGUUUCACUCGAAGGCGUUUUGAAAUUAAUCUCAAACGACAAGUCGUUUCUUCUCAAACUCGCUGUCGCUGAGUAUUGUGACUCGCUCCGACUCGUUGCUGACUCGGUCACUCGACUCAGUCAAAACUGCAACGACCCAAUAUUGAAAACUUUCCACCGAGUUUUCACUGAGUUCGCUGACUCGGGGUUUGACUCAGUCGCGUGGACCCUCACAAACCCAAAAGAAAUCGAAUCAAAACAUAGAAGAAUGGAACGUUACGUGACUCUCACGUUAACUCUUCAUAAAGAAAUAGAUGAGCUUUCACUUUUAGAAAGCACGUUGAGAAAAGCACUUCUCAACAACAACAAAAGCAAAAACAACAAAAACAAAAUCAGUGAUCUUGAGCAAAAGAUUUUCUGGCUGAAACAAGAAGUGAAGAAUCUCAAAGAAAAAUCUUUAUGGAACAAAGGUUUUGACAAUGUUGUUCUUUUACUUGCAAGGUUUGUUUUCACUUUGUUAGCAAGAAUUAAGGUUGUUUUUGGAAUUGGUAAUGGUCAAAGUCAAAGUCAACAUUUACCUUAUUUAUCACGAAGUUUAUCAGCUUCAGCCACAGUUCAUCCUUCUGGUCAACAAAAUCUUGAGAAUUCAAUGAAUUUUGUAUCUGGGUCAUUAAAAAGUUUCAAACUUGAUGAAAAAAAAGAGGAUUUAAAAAGUGGGUUUUUUGAUUCAAAUUGCAAAAAUCUUGAAAAUUCAAUAAAUUUUUUAUCUGGGCCAUUAAAAAGUUUGAAUCUUGAUGAGAAAAAAGAGGAUUUAAAAAGUGGGUUUUUUGAUUCAAAUUGCAUGGUGUUGAAACCACCAAAAGGUAGUUUAGGUGAUUCAGCUUUAUCAUUACAUUAUGCUAAUUUGAUUAUUGUUAUGGAAAAGAUGAUAAAAUCACCUCAAUUAGUUGGUGUUGAUGCAAGAGAUGAUUUAUAUGCUAUGUUACCAAAUAGUGUAAGAUCAUCAUUGAGGUUAAGGUUGAAAGGUUCAAUUGGUUUUUGUGCUUGUGAUCCUUUGUUGGCUAAUGAAUGGAAAAUUGCUUUGGGAAGGAUACUUUGUUGGUUGUUACCUUUGGCACAUAAUAUGAUUAGGUGGCAAAGUGAAAGGAGCUUUGAAGAAAAGAGAUUGGUUUUGAAGAAAUCUAAUGUGUUGCUUUUGCAAACAUUGUUUUUUGCUGAUAAAGUCAAGAUAGAAGCUGCUAUAACUGAGUUGCUUGUUGGUUUGAAUUAUGUUUGGAGAUUUGAGAGAGAAAUGACUUCUAAGGCUUUGUUUGAAUGUAGCAAUAAUUUUAAUGGGUUUUUAAGUUUGUAUAAAUCCAACUAAUAAUAAGGACAUGGUUUUUUUUUUCUUUCCAAUUUUUUCUUCUCUAAAUUGGAAGUUAAUUUUGGAAAUGUUGAAGCUACAAAUCCAUGCUUUUGAUAGUUGUGUAUCGAAAACGUGGUUCCAAAUUUGUACUAAGUCGGUGAAUAGAGAUUGAAGACUUGCUCAAUUGUUUGAUCUUUGAUGUGAUUAUUGACUAUAAGAACUUCCAAAGGUAAGGAAUCCAUUUUGGUAAAUUUUGUAUUUCUAUAAAUAUUAGGGUGGUUGGUUUUAGAUGAUGAAACUGAAUUCAGAUCCUUGAGGGUUUUUUGGUUCUAAGAAGUAUGUAUAUGAAAUAUAGAUUUAUGUAAAGGUGUAUGAAUUUUGAGCAAAAUCUACAAAGAAAUGGAAUGGACUUUUUCAUGAUUCAUGGCA
Cicer arietinum (chickpea) is the source of this 2471-nucleotide messenger RNA. Its product is annotated as protein PSK SIMULATOR 1. Gene Ontology annotation, biological process: positive regulation of growth. The record is from RefSeq and is a predicted model, not a curated record. Lineage: Eukaryota; Viridiplantae; Streptophyta; Magnoliopsida; Fabales; Fabaceae.